CGCAAUAUCAAAAUGUCCUCACAGGUUGCAAAGGCCGCCCGUCGGGUGACCCACGAGCUCCAUGGCAUAGUUGUAUCUGCUGGUCUGAUGCAAAAAACGGUAAAGGUCCGAGUCGGUGGUCAACGAUGGAACAAAAUCAUCAACAAGUGGUUUGCAGACCCCAAGCACUAUCUCGUGCACGACCCCAACUCCUCCUUGCGUACUGGCGAUGUCGUUUCCAUUGUUCCCGGCUGGCCGACAUCAAAACAUAAGCGUCACGUCGUCAAGAACAUCAUUGCGCCGUACGGAACUCCAACCGAGGAGAGACCACCGAUUCCCACAUUAGAAGAGCGGAUUGCUGAGCGGGAGGCCCAGCAAGCUGCCAAAAGAGAACGCAGGGCACGCACCGAGGGGGAACAGAAAGAGUAACAUGACGGGGAACACGACACGAUAAAGACACCACACAAGAUGAAAUAAACCACGAAUCCGAAUUGGCAAAAUGCAACAAGGCUGUAUGAAUAGAUCGGGCAGCUUCUUUCCCAAGAGGCGCCCUUACAUUGUUUAAUAGCAAAGGGACACUCAAAAGCUGCUCCCACCAAAUGAGUCAGAGUCUAGCAAUAUAGAGCUCAUGAACAACUCCCGCGCUUCGAUCGUCGACUGGAUUUGACGAAGCUCGCACGCUGCAGCCGCUACUUAAUAACGUCUUGAUCCUGUAUCGCUGUAAUUUUGCAUGUAUCGCUCAAAGCAGAAAAGGGCUGUUUGUAUGCUGUAUCUGGGUGCGCAUGUGCAGCUCAGCUCAGAUCAGCUCAGAUCAACCACCGCGCUCUCCGAAUUUU
Messenger RNA from Trichoderma atroviride IMI 206040, 815 nucleotides. Its product is annotated as mitochondrial 37S ribosomal protein uS17m. Gene Ontology annotation, cellular component: mitochondrion; ribosome. Gene Ontology annotation, biological process: translation. The record is from RefSeq and is a predicted model, not a curated record. Gene Ontology annotation, molecular function: structural constituent of ribosome. NCBI's taxonomy places the organism in Eukaryota, Fungi, Ascomycota, Sordariomycetes, Hypocreales, Hypocreaceae.